UCAGGGUGGGCUGCCCUGCAAGGGGGUCUCUCCAGGCCCCACAUGCUGAGCAACACCAGGAAGGAGCAACUCACGCGGACUCCUCCAGUCCCAAGGAGGGUUGUCAACUCUGGAUCUGUCCCCUGAGAAUGGAUCUGCAGUAAGGAGCCAGGGAGAAGCCCAACCCACAGUUUUCUGUAGGAAAAACACACCUGAGUGAUCACCUCUGUAAGAAAAUGGAGGGGCCAGACACCACAGCAGAGAAGGCACCAGAGGGGACAGCAAAAGCCCCUCACAUCCUCCAGGCUGGGAAUAUUGAGGAAUUCCUUCGAAGGAGACAAGGUGAUCCGAUACAUCAGCAAGCAGGGGAGGGUUUCGUCUCCCUUGCGCAAUGGGAAGCCCUGUGGCAGGAGUUCCUCAGGACAGUGGAGAACCCGCACUCUGGAUGGGGAAGCCCACAUUUGCCAGGGAAACCUUCACCCUGGGAGGAUGCCAAGGGCUUUCUUGCCUCCUUCGAGCAAGUGGCUGAAGCCUGUCAGUGGCCCAGAGAAGAGUGGGUGACCCAUCUCCUGCCAGCCCUCAGUGGAAAAACCGAGCAAGCCUUUAACAGUGUGGAUGUCAGAGACAGAGAGGAUUAUGGGAAAGUGAAGGCAGCCAUCUUGUGAGAGGACACCCUGAGCCGAGAGAAGCAGCGUGAAGCAUUCAGGUUUUUCAGAUACCAGGAGGCCGAGGGCCCACGGGGGGCUUACACUCGACUCCAGGAAAUGUGCCGUGGGUGGCUGAGAGUGGAGAAUCACAGCAAGGAGCAGAUCUUGGAGCUCUUGAUCCUGGAGCAGCUGCUGACUGUCCUGCCCCCGGAGAUCCAGAGCAGAGUGAAGGAAAGCAACCCUGAGAGCUGCUCCCAGGCAGUGGACCUGGCUGAAGAGUUGCUCUUAAGGCAGCAAGAGGCUGAGAGGCAGGAGCCUUUGGAGGAAAUGCCCAGGAGCGUCUCCGAGACAGGCCAGGGUUCACCGGAGAUUGAGCAGAGGCAGCUGUCAGUGGGCAUCAUGGAAGAGGAGAACGGAGAGGCCAGCCUGCUGGCAGGAGAUAUAGAGGAGAUGGCAAGAGAAUUCCAGGGGCUCCCACCCGAAAAAAACAAGAAUUCAGAGGCCAAAGGAAACUUCAGAGAUCAAGAUAGACCUCAGAGGCAGGAGGGAAGUCAUGCAAAGAAGAUUAGGGAUAAAUGCAUUACUUAUAAAGAACGGAGAUUCUGUGAAAUCCCAGUCCAAGUGGAAAAAUCAACCAAAAAAAGAAGGAACGAAGGCUUCUGUGCUAACCAGAGUAUCCGCUCCAGGGAAAUGAAAAACAAAAUUGCAGCUUUGGGAAAAAUCUUUGUUCAGAAAACGAACGUUGUUUCCCGGGAACAAAUUCCCUUAGGAGAGAAACCAUAUAACUGCUUGGAGGGUGGAAAGAGCUUCACUUGGAAAAUGGCCCUUACUUCACAUCAAAGAAUUAACUCUGGGGAUGGUCAGGAGAAUGAGGAGGAAGAGGAACUGCAUCAGCUGUCAUCAGAUAAAGCCAAGAACCAAGAGUUCAAAGGAAACUUCACGAAUCAAAGUAGACCAAAGAACAAGAAACGAAGCCAUAUGGUCAAGAAGGAUGAGCCCAUUCCUUGCCAAGGAGGGGAGGUCUGUGCAGGAAUUCACAUCCUGGAGGAAACUUACAAGUGCUCAAAGUGUGGAAUGAACUUCUCAGAUCAAACUCAAUAUAAUAUUCAUUUGCGAAAGCACAAUGGAAAGAAGACCCAUAAAUGCUUGGAGUGUGGAAAGAGCUUUAGACUCAGAUCAGUGCUCCUUGCGCACCAAAGAAACCAUACACGAGGAAAACCAUUUGAAUGCUCAGAUUGUGGAAAGAACUUCAGACUCAGAUCACAGCUUUUUGUACACCAAAGAACUCACACGAAGGAGAAACCGUUUGAAUGCUCAGAGUGUGGAAAGUGCUUUAGUUGGAGUGAUGAUCUUCGACGACAUCAAAGAACCCACACAGGAGAGAAACCUUUUGAAUGCUUGGAGUGUGGAAAGAAAUUCAGACAGGGUUGUCAUCUUCAACAGCAUCUAAGAACCCACACAGGAGAGAAACCUUUUGAAUGUUUACUGUGUGAAAAGAGAUUCAGUAGGACUUUCUGUCUUCAACGACAUCAGGGACUUCACACAGGGGAGAAACGUUUCGAAUGCAUAGAGUGUGGAAAGAAAUUCCGUCAGAGUCACCAUCUUCAACAACAUCUAAAAAUGCACAGUGGGGAGAAAUCUUUUGAAUGAUCAGUGUGAAAGAGAUUCAUUCGGAAAUCUAACCUUCAAUUCCAUCAAAGAAUUGACAUGAGGAAAAACCACAUUGCUACUUAGCUGUGAUAAGAGCUUAUCUCGUAUUUCAUACCUUUUAAAAAACCAACAGACUCCACACAGGGUUAAAACUAUAUAAACUCUUGGGAAAAAAUUUCAUCUGCACAGAUACCAUACCCUAACCGUAGAAACAAACAAAAAAUGAAAUGGAAGAAAUGGUAUAAAUGCUGAGAUUGUGGAAAGAGCUUUACCCGUGAUUGAAGCCUCAGUCAGAUCUCAAAGGGAAGAAAGCAACCGUGUUCUUGAUGGUGGAAGGAGCUUCAAGGCCCGCUCUGCCCUCUUUAACCGUCAAGGAAACCACAGGGGAGAAAUCUCGUAAAUGCUCAGUAUGUGGCAAGAGCUUGAGGCAGAGACCAGACCUUCGUUUUCGUCAGAGAACCUACCCAAGAGUGAAAUUUUCCUCUUGAACCAUCACACUAUAGUUGGUUUUGAUGAGGCUGUUGCCCAGGCAUCAAAGGCUCGGAAAGUAAUUACGCAAAGAAGGGCUUUUUUAGUGACUGCUUUUCUCUGUAAAACUCUUUGCUUAAGGAAACAUUUUUCUGAUAUCUGCAAAACUGGCAAAAACAUUCCUAUUUUACGAAUCUUGUGAAGAAAUAGUAGAGGAUAGCAGAUAUCUAAGCCUCUCUAUUAAUGAUAUAAAUGUAGCGUGAACAAAGGGCUUCCAUAACUUACAAACAACAUUUUAUGUGACAAAGAGUUCUAAAGAGACAUCUCCUAGCUCUAACCCACCCCCCUAGUCCAGCCUGCUGUGAGCUUUUCAGGGUCUCACCACUUGAAGUCCAAAGAGUUCUGGCAGUGGGGUUAACUUGGGUCGAAAGGAAAGCUUGUAGUUUCUCCCCCCCCCUCAAGAACUCAAAGGGGUAACAAGUUCAAGUUCAGUAAGUUCAAAGGCCCUAACAAGAUACAGUAUUGUGGAAAUGGGCAGGUAUCUUUGGAGUUGGCAAGCGAAUAUUGUGGGUCACGACCUCCCCAAUACCAGUUGGCCCCACCCCCAUAUUCUCCUAGAGAACAUCCGGAUAGAGAAGAAAAAUCUGCUGCUGCUCUGAACCCCCUUGGGCUCCGUCAGCCAGAAAUGAGCUAGUCUAAGCAUUGGGGGAGGGGACAAGCAUUCUCACCCAGUGAUUUAUGGAAGGGCCAGGAUUUCCUCACUUCUGACUCCUCACAGGCCCCUUGAAUUCCUCCAUGGAGACUGUACCUUUCUGGAGCAGGCUGAGACAAUUCUCUUUUCAUCCCCCUCAUUUAGUUUGGAAAGGUAUCUAAGAGACGAAUUCCACGAGGAGGAGCACGUGAAGGGAGUCGCACAUCGCAAUGUGAGCUGGGAAGCUGAGUUAGAUUGGAAGGCUUUGUCAAUUUCCCCUCCCUACAGAGCCAGGAAGAUAGAAGGUUUGUGUAUUUCCUCUUGGCCUCCUAGAAGAGGAGGUGAAACUGACAGAGCCUUAGGGAGGCAAAGAGGAAAUUAACAAACCCUCUGAGCUCCAUAGAGAGGAGUGACAAAGCCUUCCCGUCUCUUUUAAAACUCAGCUUCCUGGCAAACAUUGCAACUCCCGUCACGUGCUCCUCCCCAUAUAAUUUGUCUCUAAGGUAGGGUUUCUACCAUCCGGAGUCAAAAAAAUAUCCUGCGUUUUCAUAGAGGCUCAAUGGGUGGAAAAGGGCUGUUGAAACUUUUUGUGACUUAGAGGUAAAUAACAUCCUGUUAAGCCUCUGUUAAAGGGGAAGGACCCCUUUUUUCCUCCAAGCGAAUCCUUAAUUGGGGGUUUCUUUAUCAAUUUGAGAAAACAAAACUCAGCUUAGGAAGGGUAAGAAGUUAGUGAAGAGAUUAAUAUUUUAUAAGAUACUUCAGAAUGUGUGUUUUCCUCUCUGUGCUUUUUGGCAUUUUAAUUAGUUGGAUUUAAUUAAGCAUCUAAAAG
This is a messenger RNA of Eublepharis macularius, 4264 nucleotides long. Its product is annotated as zinc finger protein 501-like. NCBI's taxonomy places the organism in Eukaryota, Metazoa, Chordata, Lepidosauria, Squamata, Eublepharidae. Gene Ontology annotation, molecular function: RNA polymerase II cis-regulatory region sequence-specific DNA binding; DNA-binding transcription factor activity, RNA polymerase II-specific. Bases 744 to 2276 code for a protein of 510 amino acids. The transcript is spliced from 5 exons. The record is from RefSeq and is a predicted model, not a curated record. Gene Ontology annotation, biological process: regulation of cytokine production; negative regulation of transcription by RNA polymerase II; regulation of immune system process.